AUGGGUGAAGGCGGAACUCUUGUCCUCGUCAAUGGCACACCCCACCCUUGGAAUCUCACGUACCAGCACAGCUAUCAGAUGAACUCUUGGCCGUUUACUAACUAUUCGAUUAUACCUGAUUAUUCGUCCGUCCCCGUUUACAUCGAAUGGAACGAGGAUAUCACCGUCGACCCGUUCAAUGACGCCGGAGAAGCUACAUAUGCUUUGGCCGGCACGCCGUAUUCGUUCCAGAUACAGGCGCGCUACCGCUACAUACAGGUCGAGUUCCAAUCCAUCGCUACGGCGGGGAAUGACGAGGGAAGCACAAUUGGCCUCGGCUGGGACCACAAUGGGAACAUGCCCUUCAUCCUCUCCGGGAACGAAGGCGGCUUCUCGUCCAACAACCCUCCCGUAGCAUGGAUGCAGGACAACAUUGGGAAGCUCGGCCCGCGGACGCUCCGCCAGCUUACUAUCCCCGGAUCACACGACGCUGGAAUGUACGAGCUCACCGGCGGAACUGCGUUUGCCAACGAUGCCAACACGCAGACGCAGACGCUGUCAAUCGGAGGGCAGCUCACUCUAGGGUCUCGCUACUUUGAUUCUCGCCCCGUCAUCAGCGAUGGACAGUAUGUAUCAGGUCAUUAUUCUGAUCUGACGGAACCCCUCGGCUGGCAGGGUGGGAAUGGGGAGUCGUUCGACGACAUCAUCAGCGAUAUCAACGACUUCACCAGCACUAACAAGGAGCUCAUCAUUGUCAACCUGUCGCACGACUACGACACGGACACAGGUCGCGACUACCAAGUGUUCACCCAAGCCCAGUGGGAUGCUUUGUUCGAACUGUUGUUGGGCAUCAACGACCUCUACGUUGCGCCAGAUCCUACCACCGUCGAUCUCACCCAGCUCCCGCUCAGCGACUUCAUUGGCGAUGACAACGCCGCCGUCGUGGUCAUCGUCCAACCCAACAAUGGCUCCAUCACCCUCGGGGACUACAACAGCCUCGGCUUCUACACGUACUCCCAGUUCAACGCCUACAACUCGUACUCUGACACAGACAGCGACAGCGACAUGUCGAGCGACCAGCUGCAGAAGAUGCGGACCGUGCGCACGAGCCCUGACGCGCAGGAGUUCUUGCUGUCCUGGACACUCACGCAGGAUGCCGCGGACGCGGUCACGGGCUAUCCGACCAUCCUCGAUUUGGCGGCAGAGGCUAUGCAGAGUUUGUACACGGAUGUUUUUCCCGCUUGUUCGAACACGACAUAUCCGAACAUCAUAUUCUUGGACGGCUGGAACACUUCGGAUCCGACCGCGUUGGCCUUGGCGAUUAUUGAUAGUGUUGGUGGGUAG
Messenger RNA from Postia placenta MAD-698-R-SB12, 1323 nucleotides. RefSeq lists its product as hypothetical. Lineage: Eukaryota; Fungi; Basidiomycota; Agaricomycetes; Polyporales; Adustoporiaceae. Bases 1 to 1323 code for a protein of 440 amino acids. The record is from RefSeq and is a predicted model, not a curated record. Gene Ontology annotation, biological process: lipid metabolic process. The transcript has 2 exons. Gene Ontology annotation, molecular function: phosphoric diester hydrolase activity.